AGGAGGGAGGGAAGGGGAGGAAGGAGGGGGGGAAGCCCUCCCAUCUCUUCCCACUUCUCUCUCUUUCCUUCCCCCCCUCCUCUCCCCUUUCCCACUCCUGAUUCUUCCCUUUCUUUCUUUCUUUCUUUUUUUGCAAUUCCUCCUCUUGUAUGUGUGUGCUUCCCGGGACCUGCCAGCAUGCCUGCCUCCCGCAGGGGCUUCCUCGUCCUCUUCUCCUGCCUCGUCCUGGGACAAGCCUUGGAUUUUACCGACUACACUGAUGUCUUGGAAGAAGAGGAAGAGCCCGAGCCCAUUGACUACAAGGAUCCUUGCAAAGCUGCUGCCUUCUUGGGAGACAUCGCCUUGGACGAGGAAGAUCUCAAGAUGUUCAAGGUGGACAGGGUUGUGGACCUGACUCGGCACACCAUUCAGAGAACAGCUAACAAUUCUUCAGGGAACCUUUCCAACAGCACCAGCAUCCGACCUGCAAGGCAGCAGAGGAGACGAUGGAGGCAAGACCGGGGUCGGACCCGGAGUCGUCGGGCGGCCACUUCGCGUCAUGAGCGGGUCUGGCCAGACGGCAUCAUUCCUUAUGUGAUCAGUGGGAAUUUCAGUGGUAGCCAGCGAGCGGUCUUCCGACAAGCCAUGCGCCACUGGGAGAAGCACACCUGCAUCACCUUCUUGGAGCGGACGGAUGAAGACAGCUACAUUGUGUUUACAUACCGGCCGUGUGGGUGCUGUUCCUACGUGGGGCGCAGAGGCGGAGGCCCUCAGGCCAUCUCCGUUGGGAAAAACUGUGACAAAUUUGGGAUCGUGGUCCACGAACUGGGCCACGUCAUUGGCUUCUGGCAUGAGCACACCCGCCCCGACCGAGAUGACCAUGUCUCCAUUUACCGAGAAAACAUCCAGCCAGGACAGGAGUAUAACUUCCUGAAGAUGGAGCGAGAAGAUGUGGACUCCUUGGACGAGAUCUAUGAUUUCGACAGCAUCAUGCACUACGCCAGAAACACCUUCUCCAAAGGGAUCUUCCUAGACACCAUCCUUCCCAAAUAUAAUGUGAAUGGAGUGCAGCCUUCCAUUGGCCAGCGAAACCAACUCAGCAAGGGAGACAUUGCUCAAGCACGUAAACUCUACAAAUGCCCUGCUUGCGGAGAGACGCUACAGGACAGCCAAGGGAACUUCUCUUCUCCUGAUUUUCCGAAUGGAUAUUCGGCACACAUGCAUUGUAUCUGGAGAAUAUCCGUCACCCCAGGGGAAAAGAUCAUUCUGAACUUUACUUCCCUGGAUGUCUACCGGAGUCGGCUCUGCUGGUAUGACUACGUGGAGGUGAGAGACGGGUUCUGGAAGAAGUCAACUCUGAGAGGCAGGUUCUGCGGAAACAAAAUCCCAGAGCCCAUCCACUCCACCGACAGCCGCCUCUGGAUCGAGUUCCGCAGCAGCAGCAACUGGAUCGGCCGGGGCUUCUUUGCCACCUAUGAAGCCAUCUGUGGAGGAGAGGUGAAGAAAGACAACGGGCACAUCCAGUCUCCCAACUAUCCAGACGACUACCGGCCCAAUAAACUCUGCAUCUGGAAGGUUACUGUCUCCGAAGGAUACCACGUGGGCCUCUCCUUCCUAUCCUUUGAGGUAACAGAAGCCUGGACCCAAGAAGUUUUGACCCAAACAAUGAAAAGGGCUUGGUCCAUUUUCUUGUUGCUUCUCCGAUUUAGCAAAACUUCCCAAUUUUGCCCUUCUCUGCAGAUUGAGCGCCACGACAGCUGCGCUUACGACAACUUGGAGAUCCGUGACGGGGGCACAGAGUCCGGCACCCUGAUUGGACGGUACUGUGGUUACGACAAGCCUGACGACAUCAAGAGCACCUCCAACAAGUUGUGGAUGAAGUUUGUGUCAGACGGGUCCAUCAACAAAGCCGGCUUUGCAGUCAACUUCUUCAAAGAAGUGGACGAAUGCUCCAGACCAAACAACGGCGGGUGUGAACAACGUUGUGUGAAUACACUGGGCAGCUACAAGUGCGCCUGUGACCCCGGUUAUGAACUGGCCCCGGACAAACGCAGAUGUGAAGCUGCCUGUGGCGGGUUCCUCACCAAGCUCAAUGGGUCCAUCACCAGCCCUGGAUGGCCAAAGGAAUACCCGCCCAACAAGAACUGCAUCUGGCAGCUGGUGGCACCCACCCAGUACCGCAUAUCGCUGCAGUUUGACUUCUUCGAGACGGAGGGCAAUGAUGUGUGUAAAUAUGACUUCGUGGAAGUGCGGAGCGGCCUCAAUGCUGAGGCCAAACUGCACGGCAAGUUCUGCGGAACGGACGCACCUGACGUAAUCACCUCUCAGUACAACAACAUGCGCAUUGAGUUCAAGUCGGACAACACUGUCUCCAAGAAGGGCUUCAAAGCACAUUUCUUCUCAGACAAAGACGAAUGCUCCAAGGAUAACGGCGGGUGUCAACACGAGUGCCUGAACACCUUCGGCAGCUAUGAGUGCCAAUGCCGCAGUGGCUUUGUGCUACACGACAACAAGCACGACUGCAAAGAAGCCGGCUGUGAUCACAAGAUGACAUCCAUCAGUGGUACCAUCACCACCCCAAAUUGGCCGGAUAAAUAUCCAAGCAAGAAGGAGUGCAGCUGGGCAAUAGCGACAACACCCGGACACCGCGUCAAACUGACCAUCCGGGAGUUGGAUAUCGAAGGACACCAAGAAUGCACUUAUGACCACCUGGAGAUUUAUAAUGGAAAAGAUGCCAAAGCUCCCGUCUUGGGUCGAUUCUGUGGCUCUAAGAAACCAGAUCCCAUCGUCUCUUCCAGCAACAGGAUGUUCCUCAAGUUCUUCUCAGAUAACUCCGUCCAAAAGAAAGGCUUCGAGGCAACCUAUACGUCAGAAUGCGGAGGCCAAAUGCGGGCCGAAGUAAAAACCAAGGAUCUUUACUCGCACGCCCAGUUUGGAGACAACAACUACCCGGGAGGCUCCGAUUGCGAAUGGGUGAUUGUGGCCGAGGAAGGCUACGGAGUGGAGCUGAUUUUCCAGACCUUUGAGAUCGAGGAAGAGGCGGAUUGUGGUUACGACUACAUGGAGUUGUUUGACGGCUACGACGGGACAGCCCCACGCCUGGGACGCUAUUGCGGCUCUGGGCCUCCAGAAGAGGUCUAUUCCGCGGGCGACUCCGUGAUGGUGAGAUUCCACUCCGACGACACCAUCAACAAGAAGGGUUUCCAUCUACGAUACACCAGCACCAAAUUCCAGGAUACGCUGCACACACGGAAGUGAGCCUCCGGCCACCCCCGGCGACGGAGAACGGGCCUCCCGUGACCGGAGGGACGGACAGAUCUCUGCUGAUCACAAAGACACCCACGGAGGAAAUGCAGAUGGACUGGAACGAGAAAUACACAGUACACCUCAAAGUGUGAAACGCUCACACGGAAACCACGGUGCUGCCAGCCGCUCUCAAAGACUCGGCUUGGGGAAGUGGGGGAUUCCUUUCACUUUUCUUCUUUUCUUUUCGUUUUUUUAAAUGUCGAUUUCUGUGCCUCUUUUGUGUCUUGAGCAGAGUGUCUUCGGGACUAACCACUUUGCAGCUUCCAUUUACGGUUUGAUCUCCCUCCCCCUUUUCUACACUGUCCUCCUCCCCCAAUCCUGGAGGUUAUGGUUUAAAACAACGCCGGGCAAUUCAACCCGGUCAUAAACUCCAUAAAGCAAGUUUCCCAACAACGAUGUCUGAGUAUCCAGACCCAAACACAGUGGAGAGACUGCCAUGCUUGCAGAAGCUGUCUGUCUGUUGUAAUGAUGUAAUAAAUACACUUUCUUGUACUUCUAAA
Messenger RNA from Anolis carolinensis (green anole), 3785 nucleotides. It is a transcript of the gene bmp1, whose product is annotated as bone morphogenetic protein 1. The transcript is spliced from 19 exons. Gene Ontology annotation, biological process: proteolysis. Gene Ontology annotation, molecular function: metalloendopeptidase activity; calcium ion binding; zinc ion binding. NCBI's taxonomy places the organism in Eukaryota, Metazoa, Chordata, Lepidosauria, Squamata, Anolidae. Bases 178 to 3237 code for a protein of 1019 amino acids. The record is from RefSeq and is a predicted model, not a curated record.